AUGACGAAGAACGCUUCCACUUCAGAUCCAGAAACAAUACGAACGGCUUUGGAGGAAGCCAGGAACAGCGAAGAUGGUCGUAUCGACCCUAGGAUGAUCUCCGUUCUCGAAACAGCUAUAAGUGAAGUCUGGCGCAAGGUGCAAGCGGAGCCCGAUACAUAUGUUUUAACCCGUGCCGAGUUUGCGCUCUUCAACUUCUUUCUCAUCCGAUAUCGUGGCCCAGUUGCUCAGCGUGCUGUGGAGCGAUAUUGGAACAAUUUCAACAGACAGCCCCCUGAGAUAAUCUAUCAAAACGGUGCUAUCUGGCUAAUCAGGGGUCUCACGAUUCUUUUGUGUCCAACCGUCUCUUACUUUCCUUUCCAAAAUGUUACUCUUAUAUGUCCUGAGAUUGAAUGGCGCAUUUCAAAACUGCAACCAUGUUCCCGAGACACACAUGCUUCACUCCAUACAGGUACCCGCGGAUAUGACCAGCGUCAAAAACGGGUUACCAACUGGCCUGGGACUUGUUCCACAGAGGUCUGCCACGGUGUCAGUGAGCGUGGUUCUCGUUCAAAUACCCUGAAACUUCGGUUUGUUCGGUAUUCCUUGACAAACACAAUUGCGCAGAUGAGUUUUGUCGGAGGAGAGGUUUCCUUUCGCUGCGUGAGCCCGUCGAUACCUCGGUAUACAGAAGUUACCCUCUACCCGGUUGCAAAAGUUCGGUUUGGGCACGGUGGUAUGUACGAAGAUAGUUGUGUGGUGACGUGUCGGGCAUACGACGAGGGCUUUUAG
Molecule: messenger RNA, 771 nt
Organism: Paracoccidioides lutzii Pb01
Exons: 3
Coding region: 1-771 (256 amino acids)
Source: RefSeq, a predicted model, not a curated record